Molecule: messenger RNA, 7239 nt
Organism: Drosophila sechellia
Lineage: Eukaryota; Metazoa; Arthropoda; Insecta; Diptera; Drosophilidae
Exons: 1
Coding region: 1658-2029 (123 amino acids)
Source: RefSeq, a predicted model, not a curated record
AUUUCAAUUGCUAAUUUAUGCACAUAUUUUUAUACAUAUAAGUGCUCUGCACUUGCUGCGAAAAGGGUGUGUUAAUAAUAAGAAAUUUUGCUGUCCGAGGAAUACAUUUAAUCAUUGUUUUUACUACAUUUUAAUAAGCCGAAUGGGAAACUGCAAAAACACAUUGUGUGCCAUGGUUGGAUUAUAAAUGCUCAUCGCAAAUCUGCGUUGGUUUAAUUUCUAGUUUUAAUUCGCCAAUUUUAGAAUGUAAUUUUAAGUGGGCAUAUAAAAAGCGAACAUUUUUUAAAACCCUUUUACGCAGCUUAUUUCUGGCGUUGAACAAAUAUGAAUUGAAUAGCAAUAGUAAAUAAAGAAUACAUAUUCCCAGCACAAAGAAUAAAGAAUAAAUUCAAUCGGUGCGCACAAAGAGCUUCAAGAAUGUAGACGUUUAGAGACUUCAAUUGCGUUGCUGGCAAAUAAGGGAAAUGCAUUGUGUUAAAUAUAAUAAUAACUUUGCUAGCUCAUAAGCUUUCCCUUUUACUUGUGCUUAAAACACAUCUGUACUUAACUUUAUUUGUACAAAUGACACACUGUUUUCCGUUUACCGCCGCCCACACAAAAUCAAAAUCAAAGUCAAGGUCGUUCCGGGCCACGCCCCUUCGCCCACCGUAGCUGAUUAUGUUUUGAUUGGACGCAGGCUAAAUUAUUUGAUUAAUGGGAAAUGCCAGAAAAUAAACAAAAUUUGCGGAAAAUGUCACAUUUGCAAAUUGGAAAAUACUCCCAUAUUUGCACCAGCACACGAAUAUAUCAGCUUUGAAAUGCAUAGAUACAUGUAUGUAUCCGUGUAUUUUGUGUUUUUGGCCGGGCAUUACAGAUACAAUUGUAUAGUACACCCAUUUUGUGGUCAAUGUAGAAUUUAAUUUGGCAUUUCGUUCUCGAUUAUGUCGCGACUUUUGUUUAUGACUUUUAUGCAAACUGACAGCGGAUGAUUAGUGGGCGUGGCCCUGUGCACUCGAUGGCCUUGAUUCGCCUUGGCAUUAAAAUGCAAAUGACAUUUUGCUCCUUCGACUAAGCGGAGGCAACGCGUGCGGAACGUGUGAAAGGAUCCUCUGCGGGAGAAGCAGAAACAGGAGCUGGAACUCUUCAGCUCCUUCUCCGUCUGCCGGUGCAAAUAGUUCUCCAACAGUUGACAGCGACUUGGCAUUCAACAAUGUUCCAAACGCGUGUCUUGACCGGGAUUGCGGUGACUGCUAACUCGAAAGGCUUUAAGUUGUCGGCUUACAGCUUUAGCUUCAAUUUUCAAGAGAGGGUCACAUUGUUGUGCGCAACUGUUGCACUGUGUACGCUGGUCAUUCUGGGAAUCGCGCCUUUCAACCGAAAGUCCUUUAAAAUAUAUAUAAAGUAUUCAACUCGCUAUUUAUGUGGUACAUUUCAUUCAACCUGCUAUAUAUAACAUAUCGUUUCGAAAUGGAUUUUGAAGACUUCUUUGGGUGCAUAGCCAAUAUUACAUUUUCGUAACUGUGACAAUAUAGUUUUCAUGGCUUACUCCACACUGGAUCCUAGUGGCCCUGUGGUAACCCUUUAGAAUCAGAACCAGUUAUUCCACUUGGUCACACUAUCCUUUUUUUUUUGACAAUUAUAAGCAACUCGAACGGAACGGAUCGACUAGACGCAAUUGAUGUUUGUGAUCCCAUUCAAGAAGCGCCCAUCCAGGCAGUUUCCGCUGUGCCAACUGCCUCGGAGGGGACCUGUCCUAUUGGUGCGCCACUAUAAGUACAAGCCCGCCUUCCGUCCCAUUGCUAAGGAGCCCAGUACGGAGCCAUUUGAUCCCGUGAGGAUCGCGAUGAAGAAUGCGUGCAACAAGCUGAUGGGUCUGCUGCACCACUUCAACGUAGUGAACUCCAUAGUGGUGGGGUCCCAAUGCAGACGCAAUCCCUUCCACCUCGUGGUUCCGAUGGACAUGCCAUACGAGGAUAUCGAGACUGAUAUGUUUGAGGGCAUUCAGGGUUGGUCCGAUAUCGAUGUCUCCGACGAACCCACCGAAGUGUAGGGGUCGGUGCUCCACCGGAACUCGCGAACUGAACUCCCAGUUACCUUGAAACGAGGCCAAAAAUAAAUAGCGGGAUUCUCAAUCUAUCGGCUGUUCUUUCAUGUUGUUUCCAAGGGGUGAGAGGGAGGGGGGUUAGCGGAAAUGUGAUUAACCUCAGCACAAUGCAAUUUGAUUAAGUUCGUUUAGAUCAAAUUGAACGCCACAGCAUCGCUGGCGUGGAUGCGGGCCCAUUGCUCAGCCCUUGCUGCCUAAUUAAGUCCGCCGUAUUCACAUGCUAAGCCGCCCUCAAUCAAUUUCGGCGACCAUCCAUUCAAGCCCCAUCCAUCCAUCCAUCCCCACCACCAUUCAUCGGAACCCUUCAGCGGUCUGCCAAGGUCGCACGCGAUGAAGCCCCCUGACAAUGAAAUUGAAAGUGUUUGCCGCAGAGUCGCCUUCGUUGCAAAAAAAAAAAAAGCAAAAAAAUAAAAGUAGAGAACUAGUGAAUGGAAGAGCAAGCACCAUCGAAUUGAUGUGCCACGCAGCACUACGAUGGGUCCGCUUCCAAGUGGAUGGUGCCCAUGCCGGUGUCCGGCGUAGAACUCGACUCUCGACUACGGCGGCUUGUUUGGAUUACGCUCUUUUUGGGGGGGCUCAGUUCGUUUUCGCCUCGAGCGCAGUCCGGGCGAUUUUCUCCGCUUUUAGUGGCCAGGAUUCGAUUAUAGUGCGUCUGUGCCAAGAUCUCCCUGCUCCUAAUCCGCUCACCAACUCCCCAGCGACUAUUUCUUUUUGUUUUUUGGAUGUCUGCAAGUGUGCUUGUGUGUGUGGCUGGCAAUUAAAGUCUUAAUUAGACGUAAACUCGUGUCGGAAGUGAAAUGCGAAUUGCUUUGUCACAGUGCUCCGGACAGGCUACACUGGUCAGCAAAACUAUGACCUGCUGGUUCGGAGAGCUCAGCUGUGUUCUAUAUUAAUAUUAUUAAGCAGAGUUUCCUUCGAAAGACUUAGGACUACUUACCGAUGAUAGGUUCAUAUAGUUGAUAUAUGUAUGUGCUAUAUUUUAACAACUGAAAUGCGAGAAGAUAUUUGAAACCAUUUAUGCAGCUUGGAAUGUAUUGAAUGUAAACUUUGCUUUCUAAAGAAUAUCAAUUCAAUCCGCUCACUUGCCACAGACCUGCGUGUGUUAUUGUGGCAUAUGUAAGUGGACCCAAUAAGUGUCGUAUAACUUAGAGAGGUAUUUCUGUUGGCUUGCCCCGCCAAUUUCCAUUUCCUGUGCAGCCCAGUGUUUCAGCAACACAUGUGCAGCUCUUAUGUCCACAAAUGUGUUUGUGCGUGUUGGGCACUGGCUAUUUGGUUUUGUGGUUAUGCUUAUUAAGUCAAUUAUCGCCCAAUUGCGCCGCCCUGGACCACGUAGGUGACCGCUGCUCGUUGGUCGGGGGCUUUGAUGAUGCGAUACUGGAUAGUGCCCCUCCAGCUCCUCCAGCUUCUCCAGCUUAUCCUGCUCCUCCUAUCCAGCUUCUCAUGAGCCUUGUAGCCACACCUCGGUUGUUUUUGUUUGGCAUUUUGAUUUUAAUUGGAGCCGAAACACCAAAGGACGCCUAUAAGAUUCUGACACGACCUUGUGGCUGAAUUGAGUUUUCCGAUGUUUGUUUGUGUGCGAGUGUGUGUGUGGUAUUUAGGAAAUGGAGAGGGGGCUUACCUUUGGCCUUGUAACAUAAAUUGUCGAUAUGCUUAUAAUUGAAUUUAAAGAGCCCUCACUUAUCAAUUGAGAGCCCGGCGAUGGCAAGAGCUUAGCAUCAACAAUCAGGGCUUCUUGGCACUGAUUGAUAGCCCAGGGAUUACUUGAAAAAAAAAAAUGCAAUUAAAGUAACUUGUAUUUGGGAAAAGAUUGCCUUUAAGCACGGAAGUCAGCAUAUUAUCUUUGCAACUUUAAACACUUUAUACACUCGGGAUAAGAGCUCUUCAUUCCUUCUUCAUGCCUGGUCUAAAUAUAAUUAAAUUAUUUGCUUACUUUUUAAAAUAACUCAAAUAGAAGCUACUUCAAUUUCAACCAUCAGAAGUCGUUGAGAGUCGUUAUUAGCGCUUUUGCGCAAUGGUUAGUGAUAGGUUUAUCAUUACCGAUGGCCUGUUUGCCCAGGCGUUAACUGAACGUAUAGAAUGAAAUAUAAUAUAAUGGAAUGGAAUAGAGCAGAAUGCUCCUGCUGCUGCCGCUGCUGACCUGACCCUGUAACCCCACCUGCCGAUGAUUGGCUGCCAAUUGUUGUCGUCCGUCGUCCGUCGCCUGGCGCCUGUGUUGUGCCCCACAGCCGAUUUGGUCAGUUAUUGUGCCCCUGACUCGGGUUUUGUUUCGCCUCCAAAAGGGGCAGUGGCACGUGGCAGCUGCAGUACGUCAGCAGCUGGAGCUGAAGUGUCUCGAUAGCCAGCUUCAGUGGGGAAAACAACGAUGCCAAUGGUGAUGGUGACGGUGAUGAUGAUGAUGAUGACGAUGGAGGGCUAGGUGCCAUUUGCUGAUGAUGUUCUAAAAUAGAACUGCAACAGUUUUACUAUGGGGAUUACGUAGCGUGACGCAUACGCAACGUUGCACGUGUCCAAACAAGCGGUCACAAACACAUACAUACAUAUAAAGUAUAUCAAAAACGGGGGAAUAAUGGUCAGUCGAUGGAGCGCGGUAUGGGAAAUGGCAACCAAAUUGAUAAACUUGCAUUGCCAUGAUAUGAAUUUUGAUUUUACAAGCGAAUGCAAUUUGGCCAUGGCCAAUUGGGUGAGGUGGGGGUGUUCUAGUUGAGUUAUGGCCAUUAUGUGCUCCCUGGGACGAAGUGGCGGGGCAAAAGAAUCAGCUAAAUCUAAUCAACAGCAGCAGCACAUGGCAUAAUAAACCUUCUGCUGCUGCUCCUUCCGCUGCUGUUGAUGCAGCAAGGACGUGGACAGCUCCACUUGACAAUCCUUGACGGGCAAUCCAGACCAACUGGCAGGGCCAAUCCUUUGGAGGGGAAACGACAAACGGCGAAACUAGUACAGCGAUAAGCAUUCGGCCAUAAAUUCCCAUUUUCGACAGCCAGCAGAAGAAUAAGAGGGAAAUUCGCACUUGAGCAAAGCAAUUUCCACCGACCAUCGACCACUCUUAGCACUUUACCCAUUUUCAUUUUGCUGUCCGGGAGCGUAAACAAGUUAACAAUGCAUAAUAAUAACAACUUGGGCAACGGCAACUGUGCUGGAACUUUGAAUGCCACUGGCUGCUCCCGAAUUGGGGAUUCCCCGGCUGCAAGUGGCAGUGGCAGUGGCAGUAACAGUGGCAUGUCCCAGACAGCUGUCACGGUCACUAAGAUGCCGCCAGGAGACGGAGCAACUGCAGCCACCUCGAAGGCGGCCUUGUGGUGGCCACUGCAGCAGCCACAUCAUGCGUAAGUCUUACAGCAACUUGAGCACAGUGGCCACUCGUUGCAAAGAACUAAUGCAAAUCGUAGACUAUUUAAUUUCUCAAUAGUUAUUGUAAUGCCGGAAAUUAUGCCGAAUCAGACAUUAAUUAGGAAAAUUAAGAAAAUAGAUGCGAAUUUGUGAAAAUAUUGGUAUAUAUUCUAGGAAAUCCGUGGUUCUUUUGUAAAUUUCCUUAUGCUUUAAGAAUUAAGCAGGCUGUCAAAAAAGUAUUCUAUUCUAUAAGUUUUCAAGAAUUACUUUACGAAUUUGAGAUCUAAGACGAAUUAUUUGGCUCCAACAUAAUUAGAUAGUCUUAAUAAUAUGUUGAAACUACUUUUCAAUCAAGUGUGUACUCUAAUGUUAAAUUUUGAAAUACCCAAUUGAUUUGUGCAAUUCACGGGCUAUUCACAUAUAAGAGUACCACUCUUUUACGAUCGUUUGUCGCUCAAUCUGAUGAUUUUUAACGACGAAGUACUAGGAUCCCAACAGGACUUCUUAUCCAUAAAGUUAUGAUGUUGCCCAGAAUUUUCGGAUUUGGAGCUCACAAUGCUUUUGUGCAAUUUACGAAAAUGGAAAGAUCUAGUGUUCUUGGGGUUUCAAAUGAUGAGGAGGUCCUAGUCGAGCAUUUUCUGCCACCUUUCCAACUUUGGCCAUUAUGAUCCUGUUUUUGCAAAUCGGAAAUCCUUGAAGCCAAGUUAGCCAAGAAUCAUAAAACGUAUCGAUUGCUAUAAAACUUUCAGAGCUCGUUGCAAAUCAAAUCGGAUAUAUGUAUUUAAUGUGCUGAUUCUACUCUUGUGGUUAAAUUAUAUUAUAAACUUAUUAUUACCAAUAUUACCAGUACAAUUUGCGUAUUUCUCGAAAAACAAACAAGUGAUUAAACAAUGUUAUUCUCCUCCGAGGGCCACCAUUCAUGUUUUGCUAUUUGCCAGCAUAGGUACAAUGUAAGCGCCCCAAUUCCGGCCAGUGUGAAUGGACCGUUUAUAAUAAAAAUAUAAUCAGCUAAAAACAAAAAAAAACACCUAGUAUUCAAUGUGCACUUUGAGUGCGAGAGAUGCUAAUGUGUACCGAUGACCUUUCGUCGUUGGAAAACGUUGAUCGCAUCGCCAGGCGGUGUAAACAAAACACUGGCAAUCAGUUCGUUGACGCACUUGAGCAUUCCGCCAAUGGAAUUGAGAGCUCUGAAAUUGCAAAACAGAGUUUCGCUGUUUGUUAUCAAUGCAAAUGGAAGGCAAAUAUCCAUUCCACAGCCGCCUAGGCAACCGUACAUAAGUAUGUGUCGACACGCACUCGUAUGCGACUUUUCUCGCAAACAUUGCUCAUACGCCGCGUAUACCCAAAAGGCGAAUGAUGAUGGCAGCCACGCAAGUUUCUCUGUCAUCACAAUCAAUAAUCUGGGCACUCAAUCUAACUAUUUCACUAUUUCCCAGGCACUGGCUGCGUAUUUUUAGAUGCGCGGAAUCCGCGGUCGCAAUUUAAUUGACGCGCAAUCCUCUGGCAGUGACAAUUAACCCAUACAGUCGCCGGAUUAGCAAAAAUUUCAUUUAUGCACAUAUUGGCCUAUUUUUACCACCAACGAUCUCACAUUAAUCCGUUUAGUCUGCUCUCUGUUUUUUUAUUUUUUAUUUAUUAUUUGUUUUGCGGAAACAUUUGAUGCAAUCGGCAAAUCUGCGCCUUUUGACCUCGAAUUCGUAAUGGUUGCCGGUUGCAAAUUUAAAUACCUUCGAAAACACUCUUUGAAUAAUGCCGAAUAUGCUUUUUACAAUCAUUAUUAAGCCUAUAUUACUGAAAUAAACUAAUUUAGCCUUUAGGCAUUCCUCUCGCAA